This is a messenger RNA of Priceomyces carsonii, 768 nucleotides long. Its product is annotated as 5'-deoxynucleotidase. The transcript has a single exon. Gene Ontology annotation, molecular function: 5'-deoxynucleotidase activity. The record is from RefSeq and is a predicted model, not a curated record. Lineage: Eukaryota; Fungi; Ascomycota; Pichiomycetes; Serinales; Debaryomycetaceae. Gene Ontology annotation, cellular component: cytoplasm. The coding region runs from base 1 to 768 and encodes 255 amino acids.
AUGUAUUCGAUAGCUAAACGCCUCCAUUUACUUAUUCCCACUGGGCGGUUCUUCAAGAUUUUUAAAAUGUCUCCGUCAUUAUCAAUAGAAAACAAGCUGAGCACUAUGUGGACGCCUGAGAAGGUAGUUCCUGAAAAUAUUCAGAAGUUGUUGAUACCAGGCUCAUCAGGUAAGAAAAUCAACUAUAUUUUGGCUUUCAUUCAGAUACUUCAGUUGCUUAAGACACAGAGGAGGACGGGAUGGGUUGACAGAGGAAUACCCUCUGAGAAAGUGGAGAGUAUAAGUGACCACAUGUACAGAAUGUCGAUUAUAUCGAUGGCCAUUCCUAGGCAAGAUAUUAAUUUAGAUAAAUGUGUCAAAAUUGCGGUAGUACAUGACAUUGCUGAGUCACUUGUAGGUGAUAUUACUCCGUUUGGUGGCGUUACUAAAGCGGAAAAACACAGAAGAGAACUUGCAACCAUUCAUUAUUUGGCAUCCUUGAUUGAACCUUAUAAUAGUCAUUUCUCUAAAGAAAUUGUCGAUUUAUGGCUAGAUUACGAGGAAAUAAGAUGCGUCGAAGCUCGCUAUGUUAAGGAUAUCGAUAAGUUUGAAAUGAUCCAGCAAGCUUGGGAUUACGAGCAAGUUUACGGAACAAAGUACGAUUUACUGGAAUUCUAUCUCUCAAGGUCUAGUAUUGUCACAAAAGAGGUUGGUGAGCUAUGUGAUGAGGUUAUAAGACAAAGAGAAGAAGCCCUUGGACCUAUCUCAAAGUCCGAAAAUUCAUCAUAG